GACAGGCACAGAAAGCAAGGAAGUUGAAAAAGCGAGGGAUCAGCGAGAGGGAGAACGCAAGCCGCCAUAGCCGAAGUAGCAAACAAGGAAGUAGGAGAAAGCAGCCAAUCACCGAUUGGGAGAGACGCGUCGACCGCUGAAGGGCUGAAAAUCGGGGAUUUACCGGUAAACACGCAGGGGCAGAGAGAGAGAGAGAGAGAGAGAGAGAUCUGUGGAUCGGGUAGUACGCGAUAGACGAACGAGGAUGGGAAGGAAACGCCAACAAGGAGGUAGUCUCGUGGCGGCCUGGUUGGCGUUGAUGUGGCAUGUCUGCCAUAGCCAAGGCGUACCCCCACCUCCUUCGACUCCUCCGAGAGCCGAAGGCGAUGGCGGGUCUUCGUUCGGCCCCUUCACUCCUCUCCAAUGGGCGGAGAAGAUGGCUGAUUCCCAGAUGUCAAGAUCUGGCACCGGUCUGGACUGGGACUACACCACCGGGUUGUUCGCUUUCUCCCUUCUUCGUCUCCGAUCCCCAUCUGGCAUCUCCUACGCGAGGAGCAUGAUGGAUCGACUAGUCAGCGACGACGGUUCGAUCUCCGGAUACGAUCUGAGUAAGUAUAACCUCGACAUGAUCUUGCCCGGCCGAGCCUUGCUGGAGCUCAUCUCUCUCUCUCCUUCUUCUCCACUAAACGACAAAUUUCGUAAGGCCGCGACUCUGUUGCGAUCCCAACUAUCCACCCAACCCCGGACCUCCGAGGGGGGCUUCUGGCACAAACAGGCGUACCCCUAUCAGAUGUGGCUAGAUGGGCUUUACAUGGCCGAACCCUUUUACGCUCAAUACGAGGCCUCCUUCAACAGCGGCAGUCCCGACUUCAGCGACAUAGCUCUGCAGUUCCAGCUGAUUAGCAAGUACACGUACGACUCCUCGUCGGGACUGUACUUCCACGGUUGGGAUGAGAAGAAGGUCCAGACCUGGGCGAAUGGGCAGACCGGGACCAGCGCCUCUAUCUGGGGGAGAGCAGUCGGGUGGCUGUCGAUGGCAGUCGUUGACACGUUGGAUUACAUCCCGUCGUCGGAGUCGGGAUCCCGGCAGGUGCUCCUGGGUAUCCUGGGCACGCUGGCCAAGGGAAUCGCCCGAUGGCAGGAUCCUGCGACCGGUCUUUGGUUCCAGGUCGUGGAUGAACCCGCCCGGUCGCCGCCCAACUACCUCGAGUCCAGCGCGUCUAGCAUGUUCGUCUAUGCUCUCGCCAAGGGCGUCAACAAAAACUACCUCCCCUCUGCCACCUACAAGCCCGUCGCGAUCAAAGGGUUCGCCGGGCUUGUCUCGAACAAGGUCGAGACCAAAUCCGACGGCUCCGUCAGCCUUACCUCCAUCUGCCAAGUGGCGGGCCUAGGAGGGUCCAAGAACAGAGAUGGGACCUUUGAUUACUAUAUGGGUGAACCGGUCGUGAGCGAUGACCUGAAGGGAGUUGGACCUUUCAUUCUGGCCGGUCCACAGGUUGACUUGCUGGUCAAACGUUGACUUUGACCGUCCGAACGGAGUGACUUCGAUCGGCUCAUCAGAUGGACCUCGCAGAAUAGAGGUAGUAGAGACAGGAGAGGAGAGGAGAAAGGAGAAAGAGAGAGAGAGCGGAGAUAGAGGAGAGAGGAGACAGGAGAGGGGUAAGAGGUAAGAGAAGGCGUGUGUUCCCCUCUGAGUCUCGUACUUUUUAAAGAAGGAAUCUGGUUGUGUCUGAGUCCAGAUGCAUGCGCGGGAAAUAUCUUUCCUGACUGAAUAAGGUUUUGUUCGUUUGCCGAACGUUUGAUCCCGCGAACAAGAUUUUUAAUGUGAUUUCCUUCUCUUUCCUUCCUUUUCACAGGAAAAAAAAAAAAAAGGAUUUAAUGUGCUUUUCAACCUUCUGAAAGAAGAAGAUCGGAACUACUCGGUCGGGUCCGGGACUUCG
Chara braunii is the source of this 1919-nucleotide messenger RNA. The record is from the annotation of a GenBank genome assembly. Lineage: Eukaryota; Viridiplantae; Streptophyta; Charophyceae; Charales; Characeae.